AUGAAGUUCAGCGGUUCUGUUCUGGCCAUUCCGGCUCUCAUCUGGCUUGCUGCUGCCGCUCCUCCCACUUUCAAGCCUGCAGUCGAGGCGGAUUGGGAUGCAGUUGUGGUGGGAGGAGGUCCUGCAGGACUCUCUGCAGCCUCUGCUCUUGGCCGCGUACGAAGAAACGCUCUCCUCAUCGAUUCCGGCGACUAUCGAAACCAAGUCACUCGACGUGUGCACGAUGUGAUCGGAUAUGAUGGCGUUACUCCAGCAUACUUUCGGUGGCGUGCCAGACAACAGAUAGCCGAGUAUGAUACUGUUCACCUCACCAACGGAACUGUGGAUAAGAUUGAGCCGCAAGCCAACAACAACACCUAUUUCAAAGUCACUUCUCACCACGAAAAUGGCACCUCGUCAAGUGUGACUGCGAGGAAGAUUAUCAUUGCGACGGGGCUUCGCGACAUUUUUCCUUCUACUCCUGGCAUUGCGGAGAAUUUUGGACAGGGAAUCUACUGGUGCCCGUGGUGCGAUGGCCAUGAACAUGCAGACCAGCCGCUGGGCGUCCUUGGUCCCCUGGGUAGCUCGGGAAACACUCCCCUGGAGGUCCUUAGCCUCAACACGGACAUUAUACUUUUCGUGAACGGAACAAAUACUCCGGAACAGCGAGCCAUCGUUGWCAAGAAGCUACCAAAGUGGGACAAAUGGCUUGAUCUUCACAAUAUCACCAUUGAGAACCGUACCAUUACCUCUCUUGAACGACUCCGCGAUGGCUCAAACUUCAAUGAGGAUCCCAGCAAAGCGACUCACCCUGAGUAUGACUUGUUUCAAGUCAACUUCGAAAAUGGACCUCCCACGAACAGAAGUGCUUUCAUUACGAAUUAUCCCAGCGAGCAACGGUCCAAGCUCGGCGAACAGACGGGCGUCGCAGUCUACGGUGGAAAACUCGACGCUGAUAUGAACAAGGGGAUGAUUUCAAACGUACCUGGCAUUUACGUUGUCGGAGAUUGCAAUCUUGACAACAGCACCAACGUUCCCCACGCGAUGUGGUCGGGAAAGAGAGCGGUGGUGUCGCUUCAUGUCAAGCUCGAGACUGAAAAUGCUCUUAGUGAGAUUUCUAGUUUAUCGCGGAGGGCCGAUCUUUCGGAGCGCGCGUUGUGGGCUCAAGUCAAUGGACCUGACGACGUUUUGGAUGCUGGAGAGUAUGAGCAGAUGAAGGCUUGA
This is a messenger RNA of Ramularia collo-cygni, 1203 nucleotides long. Its product is annotated as related to thioredoxin reductase. NCBI's taxonomy places the organism in Eukaryota, Fungi, Ascomycota, Dothideomycetes, Mycosphaerellales, Mycosphaerellaceae. The coding region runs from base 1 to 1203 and encodes 400 amino acids. The transcript is spliced from 4 exons. Gene Ontology annotation, molecular function: oxidoreductase activity. The record is from RefSeq and is a predicted model, not a curated record.